ACUUAUCAAACAAGAAGGGGAAGGGGAGAAGUUGCUUCCCCACAUCAGUGAAGGAAACAUAUCCCCAUCUCUCGCCGACGGACGAAGCCUGCCAUUGACAUUUGCGCCCGGCCGCCGUCGGAUCGAUCGCUCCCCCACUUCCUCCCCCCACCGCUCGCCCUCCUCCGACGAAUCCCCCCCAGGCCCCAGCGAUGGGUCUCUUCCGCCGGAUCGCCGGCAUGCUCGGCAUGUCCAGGGACGACGCCGACCACCACGACGCCGUCGCCGCCGCCGCCGGCACCGGCGGAGGCGACGUCCCACAUGAUAAAGUCGCCGCUGCCGCGGCCGCCGCGGCCGCCGCCGGCCACCAGACGAGGCGCGGGUUCAGCGUCCAGGUGCCCGUCCCCGUCGACCGGCCGGCGGCCGGGCCCGUUCUGAUGCCCUGCGCCCCGGGAGACGGUGGCGUGCAGGGUUUUCGGUGGUAUACAAGGAGGCUGCGGAUCGACGAAGAUGGUGAUGUCGCUGAUGAGUUCUUGGAGGAGGUUCUCCCAGAAAGCUUGAUAAAUAAUGACGCAAAUCCAGUUGGAAGGUUUCAAGUGAAAUACAACACGAGACCUACUGCUCUAGCAAUGAGAAAGCAGACAAUCGCCAUUGAUGGUGACAUCCGUCAUAGCCUGGAGUACCAAGGGCAGCUUCAAUGGGUGUGAAGUGUGUAAUGUGAGCCUGAGUUUUAGUGCCUGUCGGAUGUUGCCUCGAGAACUAACGAACACUCCCUGUCGGCCCCCAAGGAGUAAAGGAGUUUGAUCUGGCGCCCCUCUUACUGGAGCCUCUCAGGAGUGGAUCUGGAGUUCAUGGCUAGUGCACCGAUUCUCAGUCCAGUGUGUGUGUGGGAUCAUGCGUUUCUCAUGGUUGAUCAUAUCCCUUGUAUCACUAGUAGUAGCUGUACAUUAUGGAAAAGAGUGACAGAAGCAAAACAAGCUGUUGCUAGAAUUAUUGAAGGGGGAUAUGUACCUGCAAGUAGAGCCACUAAACCCUUGAAGUGACAGACUGGGUUUCUGUGUCAGGGCUCCUUUUUUUUAACCUUUGUGUUCUACUGAUUUCCAAAAUUUACCCAUGCCUGUUACUCAGAAAUUACCCAUGCCUGUUGCUCUUUUCUUUGCCACCUAGCUAGGCUGUGUUUGGCAUAUAGAUGGAUUAUGAUAAUUCAAUUUGCAUAAA
Messenger RNA from Brachypodium distachyon (stiff brome), 1197 nucleotides. RefSeq lists its product as uncharacterized. Lineage: Eukaryota; Viridiplantae; Streptophyta; Magnoliopsida; Poales; Poaceae. The record is from RefSeq and is a predicted model, not a curated record. Bases 192 to 686 code for a protein of 164 amino acids. The transcript is spliced from 2 exons.